AUGUGUGAUAAAAGGAAAAGGUUUAACUCAGCUUUGACUUUCGAAGAAUUUGUCGAUUAUCAUAAUCAAUUACCAGAUACUCCUCAGCUUAAACCAAUUAAGCAGUCCGCUUUCUUUAUACCUGAAUUGGAUUUAGCCAAUGAUGUCUCACAAACAUAGUUGAAUAUUCCAUUAGAAACAAUUUUGGAAGAAGAACUGACAAGUCCUAAGGAAAUAAUAAAAGCAAAAAAGUCGAUAAAAAAAAGAUAAAGGUUUUUCAGUGAAAAUUCUCAAUACACAGUAAUUAAUAUUCUGGAGAGAAGACUACAGAAAAAGAAAUCUUACAUCCCCACUCUCUUUGAAUUAUGA
This is a messenger RNA of Paramecium tetraurelia, 348 nucleotides long. RefSeq lists its product as uncharacterized. Lineage: Eukaryota; Ciliophora; Oligohymenophorea; Peniculida; Parameciidae. The transcript is spliced from 2 exons. The record is from RefSeq and is a predicted model, not a curated record.